AUGGAGUUGGCUAGGAGUAUGCAGCAACGCAGGCGUUUGGAGGAGCGUGUCAUCAGUCCGGUGAAACACGGGCCGGCUCCACGCAUCUGGCCUCCAGUGCGCCUCACCAGUCCGUCAAAGCACGGCGUCCAGUUCCACUCCAUGGCAGGAGCCCUCCUCUGCGCCGAUGCCCAGUCAAAGCACGGCGUCCAGUUCCGCUCCAAGGCCGGAGCCUUCCUCUGCGCCGGUGCCCAGUCAAAGCACGGCGUCCAGUUCCGCUCCAUGCCUCAGCCCAGACUCACAGCAGAGAGAGAGAGAGAAAGAGAGGAAGACUGUUUGAUUCAUGAUCUACAGAAAGAUAAGUGUUUGCGGUUCAACCCGGAUGCGACCGUUUGGAAGGCCAAGCAGCAGGUGCUAUGUUCUCUGACCGAUUCGUUGCGGGACGUGUUGAACUACGGCUUGUUCCAACCAGCCACCGAAGGCCAUGACGCCAAGUUCCUGGAGGAGGAGAAGAUGCUGAGAGAGUAUCCACAAUCCUUUGAGAAGGGGGUACCAUAUCUGGAGUUUCGUUACAAGACCAGAGUGUACAAACAGACCAAUCUAGAUGAGAAACAGCUGGCUAAACUGCACACUAAGGCCAGUCUGAAGAAGUUCAUGGACUACAUCCAAAGUGGCUCUGUGGACAAGAUGGCCAAGUUCUUGGACAAAGGGCUUGACCCCAACUACCAGGACCCUGACACGGGAGAAACCCCCCUGACGUUGGCGGUGCAGUGUGAGCCGGGGGGAGGGGAGGCCAUACGGGGGCUGGUGCUGGGAGGGGCUCAUCUUGAUUUCAGGUCCAAGGACGGACUCACACCUCUACACAAGGCUGUCCGCAGCCACUGCCACACAGCCUUGCUGACCUUGCUGUCUCUGGGUGCGUCUCCGGACUAUAAGGACCGGCGGGGGCUGACUCCGCUCUACCACACUGUGCUGACAGGGGGAGACACCUCCUGCUGUGAGACCCUGCUCCACCACCGCGCCAAGCUGGCCGUCAGGGACGAGAACGGCUGGGAUGAGACACACCAGGCCUGUCAGAAUGGCAACGCCCAGCAUCUGGAGCACCUUCUUUUUUACGGGGCAGACUCCACUUCCCAGAAUGCCUCAGGAAACACUGCCUUGCACGUUUGUGCUUUAUACAACAAGGACAGCUGUGCACGAAUUCUACUUUACAGGGGAGCCAAUAAAGACACAAAGAAUAACAGUGGACAGAACCCAUUUCAGGUGGCUGUCAUGUCCGGACAUUUUGAGCUAGGAGAGAUUAUCAAAAACCACCGGGACACAUAUGUAGUACCUUUUCUUGAGUCUCCCAAAUACGCCCCUCAGAGGCGAGAGAGUGCGCCGCGCACCCUGGCGCUGCCCCACCCUCACCCCUUCCUGCGUGCCAACAGUGAUAACAGUAUGAACCUGCCUGACUGGAUGGCACUGCCCAAUACACCAGGCUCCAACAUUGUGUCUGUACAGGGCUAUAAGCAUUCAGGUACCAUGCGUAGCUCCAGUAGUCCCCGUGGGGCGCGGACUCGCUCCCCGUCCCGAGGGAGAGCAGGGGAUAAGGAGGACAGGAGUCGGCAGAGUCGGAGGGCGGGGUCUGUCAGCAGCAAUACGGUUAUGGCUGCAGGGGGCCAGCGGAGGCGUCUCUACAGCGCCGUCCCAGGACGUGUGUUUGUGGCCACGCGCUCCCACUCCGCCCAGGGAGACAGAGAGAUUAGCAUCAGCAAGGGAGACAAAGUCAAAGUGCUGAGUGUGGGCGAGGGAGGCUUCUGGGAGGGCACGGUUAAGGGACGGACCGGCUGGUUCCCCUCAGACUGUGUAGAGGAAGUGGCAGUCCGUAGCCAGGACAACCGCUCAGAGAGCCGCAGUGAGAAAGCCAAGAGACUGUUUCGUCAUUACACCGUGGGCUCCUACGACAGCUUCGACGCUCCCAGUGACUACAUCAUCAAGGAGAAGACAGUGCUUCUGCAGAAAAAAGACAGUGAGGGUUUUGGCUUUGUGCUGAGAGGAGCCAAGGCUCAGACCCCCAUCGAGGAGUUCACUCCCACCCCAGCCUUCCCAGCACUGCAGUACCUGGAGUCUGUCGACGAAGGAGGCGUGGCCUGGAGAGCCGGUCUGAGAAUGGGAGACUUCCUCAUUGAGGUGAAUGGUCAGAAUGUGGUGAAGGUGGGACACAGGCAGGUGGUCAACAUGAUCAGGCAAGGUGGAAACGCCCUCAUGGUCAAGGUUGUCAUGGUAACACGCAACCCUGACAUGGAGGAUGGCCAGAGAAAGAAAAUCCCCCAGCAGAGUAAAAGACUAAGUACUCCGGCCAUCGCUCUCCGCUCCAAAUCCAUGACCUCAGAACUGGAGGAGAUGGAAUUUGAGUCUUCACAAGUUACAGAGAAGAAGAGGACAGUCUAUCAGAUGGCUUUGAAUAAGCUAGAUGAGAUCCUGGCAGCAGCUCAGCAGACAAUCAGCACCAAUGAGGGGCCAGGGACGCGGGGUCAGGGGGCAAGGAGAGACAGGAGCCAGGGCUCCUUUUACGCCAAUGAGCCAAAUUACGACCAAUCAGAAAUGGGGAUGACAGGGCUGGGCUAUGACCGCGCCCAGUUCACAUCAGGCCACGCCCCUCCACACGGUAUGCUGCGACAGAAAUCCAUCGGGGUGACUGAAGAGGAGAAGUCCCAUCUCAAUCCUCCAGCCAUGAAGUUUGCCCGAAGUCUCUCGGUUCCCGGCCCAGAUGACAUCCCCCCGCCCCCCACCACCGCCCCGCCAGACCCCCCCUUCUCCUCUGCCCCACCCCUGGGCUGGAGAGGGUGCAAGUCUUCCCAGCAGCCCUCUGUGGCCGUGUCCCAGUCCACCUCCACGGCAGCCCACUACCAGCUCUACUCUCAGUCUGUGCACUUCACCCACGGGGGCCGCGAAAGGGCAGGGGGGUCCAGUACCGGCGCUGGAGGAGGAGGGGUGGACCACACGCACCAGUACUCUAAUGCCCCCGCCCACUCCGCUCAGAGCAGGACUGCCUCUAGGAAAGGGGGCUACCCAGGGGAGCCUGUUGGAUCAGGAGGGGGAGGAGGAGUGGGGGGGGUCAAGGCUGCAGGUCUAAGGAAGGGCUACAGUAACGCCUCCCCACCUUCCAGCAGUGCUACGGUGAUGCCCCAGCAGCAGCAGACCACCCAGAGCCAGCAGCAGAGGGCAGACCGCAGUGCGGCUGGGGGGGCUGGAGAGGGGGUACCUAAAGGAGGGGGGGCGCGGAGAGGGAAGGGCCCUCUGGUGAAGCAGUCCAAGGUGGAGGACCUGCGGGCUGGCCAGGGCACGCUGGGGGGCAAGGCCCCAAUGGAGAAGAGCUCCAUCCCCAUCCCCACCAUCAUAGUCAAGGCCCCCUCCAUCAGCAGUGGCAGUGGCCGCAGCAGCCAGGGCAGCAGUGUGGAGGCUGAGCCCACCCUACCAGAGGAGACUGACAGAACCCAACCCCUCCACGGACCCCCUUCCACCCCAGCCCCGCAACCCCCUGCUCCUCCCUCCAUCCCGGCCCCUCCACCGCCCUCCCUCCGAGGCCAGGAUAGUGACUUCACCAGCCAGUUUGGGGCGGCCAUCGUGGGCGCAGCCCGCCGGGACAGAGAACGCUUCCAUGAGGCCCGCAGGAAGAGCGCCUCCAUCUUCAUGUCUGCCGAGGAGGAGGUGGGGCCAGGGGGAGAAGGAGGAGGAGUGGCAGGCAGGACUCAGGCCUCCCAGCAGCAGCAGUUCAGCCCCCAGCCCGGUGGCCCCUCCCCACGCCUCCGGCCCUCCAAGUCCAUCGACGAGGGCAUGUUCUCUGGGGACACCUUCAUCCACCACACCCGCAGCAUGCCCCCUGCCUUCGGUCUGCCAGAGUACUCCUCCCCGGCUCCAGACUACCAGCCCAAGUCUGUUCCGGCUGACUUCUACGGGGCGUCAAGCCGGCAGCAGCAGCAGGUCCCCUCUGGCACCACCUUCAUCCACCCCCUGACAGGAAAGGUCCUGGACCCCUCGUCCCCCCUGGGCCUGGCCCUGGCUGCCAGGGAGCGGGCCCUGAAGGACGACGGCAGGAUGAGGAGGGAGAGAGGGACCGAGCACCAGUUUGUACGACAGAUGUCCAGUGUGGUGGCAUUCCCCUCCCAGGCCACCUCCCCCACGCCGGCUUCCUCAGCCACCCAUCCCUCCAGCUCCUCCUACCUGGUCACCUCCUCCUCCCUAGCCGCCACCACCUCCUCCACUGGCCGACCCCCCUCCCCCAGGAUCCUCAGGGGUGCAGGCUGGGGCGAGGAGGGGGGAGGAGGGGAGCGGGAGAGGGAGGGUGGCGGGGCCAGAGAGGGGCUGAGGGUGCGCUUCUCUGAGGACAAAACAGUCCACACGCAUCACUACCAGUCCCAGCACUACCAACCCACCUACAGGGAGGAAAGACAGAGGGAAAGGUCGAGAGAGAGGGAGAGGUCGAGAGAACGAGAGCGGGACAGAGAGGGGUACAUGAGGCAGCAGACAGCCCCUACCCAGCAGCCCCCUCAGCUGUCGUCCCAGCAGCCUCGCCAGGCCUCGUUUCUGAGGAUGGAGAGUGAGGCAGGCUACAUCCUGUCUCUCACCCCUCCAUCUCCCCCCGCUACAGCCGCCCCGUCUCACCCUCAGGGGGGAGGGGGUUCCGGGGGCAGUGGCCUCAUGGUUCUGCCGCCCCCUGCCCCCUCUGUGGAUGUGGAUGAUGAGUUUGUGUUUGCGGACCCACUGCCCCCUCCGCUGGAGUUUGCCAACAGCUUUGACCGGGGUGGAAUGUCAGGUUACACACACCGCGCCAUUAUCAACAACCUGGCCUCCCGCCAGCAGCAGCCCCCACCACCUCCCCCACCACCCCCCCCAAAAGACAUGUUUAUCAGUGGGUUCCCGGCCCACACCCCCCUACCCUCUCCACAGGCGGGGGACUCCACCACCUCCAGCCUUACCUCCUAUGACAGUGAGGUUGCCAACCUGACCCAGUCAGGAAACUCCCCCACUCAGACAUCACCCAACCCCCUUCCUCCACCCUCACCCUCCAGCCUCCAGCCCACAGGACCCCCGCCUCCCCCCUCUGUCUCCCCCCCACCCCCACCCAGCUCCUUUCACAGACCCUCCCUUGCCAUGACCCACUCUCACCACCUCUACAACAGCACGCACACCGGGCGCUCCUCCCCUUCCCAUGGGCGUUCCUCCCCCCCCCCCCCUCCCAAAGGUCGCUUCUCCCCCACCCAGGGUCGCUCCUCCCCCACCCAGGGUCACCCCUCCACCAUCCAUAGGAGCUCAUCCCCCACCCCUCCUCCCCACUCCAUUGCAGGGCCCCCAUCCUACCGUGGUCCCCCUCCCAUCUCCUCCACUGCAGCCUCCUCUGGCCCCUUCCGGGGCUCUGCAGCCCUGACCUCCACCGCUCCCUGUACCACCACCACCACCACCACCACCGUUGCCACCACCACGAGGACCUCAGUCCAGCCCCACCAGGACAGGACACACCCAGCCCCUUCUGGUUCUACAGCGGCCGGCCGCAGGAUAGGGGAGCACCACCCUCACCCCACAGCCAAGGCAGGGGAGUCCCAGGAGACGGUGGUGGACUCUGGGAUAGAGGAGCUGGACAGCCGCAGCAGCAGUGACCACCACCUGGACAACAUCCUGGCCAUGAGCGGAGGAGCCAGAGAGAGGCUGGAAGAGAGGCAGGUUCAGGGAGGGGGGCCGCGCGGCCGAACUACGCAGAGAGACCAGUACCGCCCCGCCCUCCUUCCAGUCACACAGACGGAGGGAGGAUGA
Salvelinus namaycush (lake trout) is the source of this 5772-nucleotide messenger RNA. RefSeq names its product SH3 and multiple ankyrin repeat domains protein 1-like. Bases 1 to 5772 code for a protein of 1923 amino acids. NCBI's taxonomy places the organism in Eukaryota, Metazoa, Chordata, Actinopteri, Salmoniformes, Salmonidae. The transcript has 25 exons. Gene Ontology annotation, molecular function: synaptic receptor adaptor activity; ionotropic glutamate receptor binding. The record is from RefSeq and is a predicted model, not a curated record. Gene Ontology annotation, cellular component: postsynaptic membrane; postsynaptic density; dendritic spine.